Molecule: messenger RNA, 957 nt
Organism: Chara braunii
Lineage: Eukaryota; Viridiplantae; Streptophyta; Charophyceae; Charales; Characeae
Source: the annotation of a GenBank genome assembly
ACGUCCAGUGAUCUCUCUCUCGCGGCUAUCUCCGAUUGCCCGUCGAGUCGUCUACUUCAUCUUUUUCUGUUGCUUUCACACCAGUACCAGGCCGUCCCUUUGUAGUCAGCAGAGUCUCUCCCCUCCCCCCUGCCUCGUCGCCAUCAGAUCACGGUCGGGACCAAUUUCUUUGCGACUUCAACACGAUUGGCAUGAUGAAGACAGUGUCAGCGGGCAGCAUGAUCGGCACUUUCCUGUUCGUGGCGAUGGCGACGAUGCUCGCUUCAUCACCGGCGGGUGCAGCUCCGCUCACGAACUGCGAUUUUUUCAUUGCCUGCAACAAGUGGGUCAUACCUACGCUGAAGAUCUGUCCUGGUGGCGACACGGCGUACACUCAAUGCGCAGGCGGCAUAGUUCACCAUGUCAACACUGGCCCGGCGACGGUGGACAUCGAAACGCAGAAUGUGAACUCUGACUGGUGUGCAAUGAGUGCCGGUGCGAACGGUCCGUGGAACGCAAUCAAGUGCGCCAACAAAUUCAGCACCAUUCAGGAGUGGGUCCACAAGAAGAACCUUCAGGAUGACGCACCAUGGUUCCUGAACAGGUACAUCAAGAUCCACAUCUCAGCCGCGGAGUACAAGGGAGGAUGGGGCAAUUACAACAGCAACGGGAGAGCCCGCGACUGUGUCAUGAUCAGGACAUCUAGCAGCUUCGCCAAACCCAACGGCACUCCGUGUGCCUAGUGAAGUAUGGUCACCGCCUCAACAGCGACGGGAAGACGCACGCUACAAACUGUACAAUUGUCAAUUGCCGAUGCAUCCGACAAAAACGUUGCAGUCCAAACCCGCAGAAGCUAGUCGCAUCCCAGUCUGAUCAUGACCUAUGCAGCUGCAAGGAGCGCUUUACUGUGCCAUUCUGAAACUCAGUUUGUCUUGUGUGCACACUGCACAGCAGCACGAAUGAAUGUGAAGCUGACAG